Anopheles cruzii is the source of this 852-nucleotide messenger RNA. RefSeq lists its product as uncharacterized. Bases 1 to 852 code for a protein of 283 amino acids. The record is from RefSeq and is a predicted model, not a curated record. The transcript is spliced from 3 exons. Lineage: Eukaryota; Metazoa; Arthropoda; Insecta; Diptera; Culicidae.
AUGCCGUCGGCCGUGGUGGGCCUCCCGGUGGGGCCACGGUCCCUGACCAACCAUCUGACCACACUGACUCCCGAGCGGCAGAACCUGUUGAAUGCGCUCGCACGUUUCGCGUACUUCGACCGCUGGUCGGAGGAGCAGCGGCGGGCCUGCUGCAAUCUCGCACACAUCCGCCAGUUCCGUGGCGGCCAGCAGGUGUUCGUCGAGGGCCAGGCUACGGUCAACUAUGCGCACUUCGUGCUGAGCGGUGAGUGUGGGCUGCUGCAGUGCUUGCGGUUACUGCGGCGCACCGACCACCGUACCGACACCGUGCGCUACCGGCUGGCGAAGGGCCGUCCGAUCGACGACGAAAUAACGCGCUUCCACCGGCGACGAGCGGCUCAAGUUCUUCUGGAACACCCCAGCCUCUCAUUGUUUCGUUGCAGCUCGGUCCCCAGCGGAACCACCGGUGAGUACCACUUCAUCGACAUUGCCUCGUACAGCUGCGGCUCGGUGUUCGGUAUCGGGGAGCAAAUGCUGGAACGGGUAGUGUUCGCGCGCAGCCGCGUCCAGUGUCUGCUGAUACCGCGCUACUGGCUGCUGGAAAAGCCGCAGAACCGCGGCAAUAUCUGGAACCGGAUCCGCAUCUUCCUUGAGCAGCGGCAACCGUCGCGGGAGCGACUGUUCCGCCGGUUCGUGACCGGCCUCGCCUGGCACCGGUACCGUAGCCAGCUGGUGGACGACUUCGUGGCGAUACACGAGCCGCGCCACGUGCCCCGCCUGAUCGACGUACCGCUCGUUUGCCGCAUCGAAGAGUGCGACGUGGCCGUGUACGAUACAGCGGCACGCAAACACCAACGACGCGUCACCAGCUAA